AUGUCAUCGACCAACGAACCGGAACAGUAUCCCGGAACGUGGGGCGCCAUCACGACCAAGCACUUCCACCCUAACACGCACGAAUGCUACGGUGUCAUCCACGGGCGUUCCGAGCUCGUCUUCGGGCUCGGCGGCGCGGACGCCGUCGAAGGUGACAGCGGCAACUACGAAGGCGUGCGCGUCACCGUCGCCGUGGGAGACGUUAUCGUCGUGCCCGCCGGUGUUGCGCACGCGUCUGUCCAGAAUGAUCGAGACUACAAGUACAUCGGUGUCUAUCCAGAGGGAUCACCGAAGUGGAGGAGCGAGUGGGGGAAGAGAGAGCUCAAUGGCAUAGAUGAUCCUUUGUUCGAUGAGAUCAAGGGUGUGCCUUUUCCCCGAUGUGAUCCGGUUUUCGGCGCGGAUGGCCCGCUGAGGAAGGUUUGGGGCGAGGUGUUGACGAAGUGA
Molecule: messenger RNA, 444 nt
Organism: Lasiodiplodia theobromae
Lineage: Eukaryota; Fungi; Ascomycota; Dothideomycetes; Botryosphaeriales; Botryosphaeriaceae
Product: Cupin domain protein
Exons: 3
Coding region: 1-444 (147 amino acids)
Source: RefSeq, a predicted model, not a curated record